Molecule: messenger RNA, 921 nt
Organism: Pseudopodoces humilis (Tibetan ground-tit)
Lineage: Eukaryota; Metazoa; Chordata; Aves; Passeriformes; Paridae
Gene: SLC25A48
Product: solute carrier family 25 member 48
Biological process (GO): transmembrane transport
Cellular component (GO): mitochondrion
Molecular function (GO): transmembrane transporter activity
Source: RefSeq, a predicted model, not a curated record
AUGGGAAGCGUCCAGGUGCAGGACUUCGUGGCGGGCUUGGUGGGCGGAAUUGCCAGUGUGGUUGCAGGCCAUCCCCUGGACACGGUCAAGACUCGUUUGCAAGCUGGACAAGGAUAUGGAAAUACAUUCAAGUGUGUUCUCACUGUGUACAGAAAUGAGUCUCUGACCGGCUUCUUCAAGGGCAUGUCCUUCCCACUGGCCAGUAUCGGCAUCUACAGCUCCGUGGUGUUCGGUGUCUUCAGCAACACACAGCGGUUCCUCAGCCAGCUCCGCCACGGGGACCCGGCCGCCGCGCCGUCGCUCACCGACAUGACUCUGGCCAGCAUCGUGGCAGGGGUCAUCUCUGUGGGCAUUGGCACUCCCGUGGAACUGGUCAAGAUAAGGCUACAGAUGCAAACACAGCCAUACAACAAAGCAAAUGUUAAACUAAAUUCCACAGCUCCCGGAUCUCCUGUGUACCGAGGCCCAAUUCACUGCCUAAGGACAAUCAUACAGAAAGAGGGGAUAGCAGGAGUAUACCGAGGCAACGUAGCAAUGCUCCUGAGGGAUGUUCCUGGGUACUGCGCCUAUUUCAUCCCGUACGCGAUGUUCUGUGACUGGAUAACUCCUGAUGGAAGCAUUGCUCCUAAUCCCUUCUCUAUCUGGGUGGCAGGGGGUGUAGCAGGAGCUGUUUCCUGGGCAGUAUGUACUCCAAUGGAUGUUGUGAAAAGUCGACUUCAGGCAGAUGGAGUUUACUUAAACCAGUACAAAGGGACCCUUGACUGCAUGUUGCAGAGCUACCAGAACGAGGGCUUAAAAGUCUUUUGUAGGGGCCUCAUGGUCAAUACACUGCGAGGAUUCCCAUCAAGUGCAGCCAUGUUUCUUGGCUAUGAACUUUCUCUCAAAGCAAUGAAAAGAUGCCAAACUGAGACCAAUCCCUAA